Molecule: messenger RNA, 8260 nt
Organism: Ictidomys tridecemlineatus (thirteen-lined ground squirrel)
Lineage: Eukaryota; Metazoa; Chordata; Mammalia; Rodentia; Sciuridae
Source: RefSeq, a predicted model, not a curated record
CGGGUGUGACUGCACACAUGGUGCAAUGCUACGUCAUGUACAACCAGAGAAAUGAAAAGUUGUACUGCAAUUGUGCACGAUGAAUCAAAACGCAUUCUGCUGUCAUAUAUACCUAAUUUAAAUAAAUAAAUUAAAUAAUAAGAGUUUAAUUUAAUUAAUUUAUUUUAUGAUAGAAUGCAUUUUGACAUAUUGUACACAAAUGGAGCACGACUUCUCAUUCCUCUGGUGGUCCGUGGUGCAGUCACUCUGGUAGUGUAAUGGUACAUGCGUGGAGGGUAACAAUGUCUGUCUCACCCUGCUAUCCUUCCCAUCCCACAUCCCCACCCCACCCUCCCCUCCGGGGCUUCCCUCCACACAAACCAAAGCUCCUCCAUUCUCCCCAUCCCCCACCCCACUAUGGCUCAGCAUCUGCUUAUCAGAGAAAACAUUCCAGCCUCCUCUUGGGAAGGCUCCAGGGGAAGGUCCUUCCUGCCUCUUCCGGUUUCUGGAGUCUCCAGGCAUUCCUUGGCCUGUGACCUGGAGAAGUUAAACAUCCUGUCCCAAACAUCACUCCAUCUCUGCUUCCAUGGCCUCCUGCCUCGAGACACUGUGGUUUCUAUCCCUCUCCUUUUUUUUUUUUUUUACUAGGGAUUGAACCCAGGGCUACUUUACCACUGAGCUAUGUUCCUAGACCUUUUAUUUAUUUUAUUUUGAGACAGGAUCUCCCUAAGUUGCUCAGGCUGGCCUCAAACUUGGAAUCCUCCCUCCUCGGCCUCCUAAGUAUGGUAUUACAGGAAGGCACCACCAUGCUCAGCUUAUUUUCUAUCUCUUAUGAGGACACUCUCAAUGGUCUGAGGCCUGAUCCAGAGUUAUCUCCUCUUGAGGUGCUUCCUUUAUAUCUGCAGAGACACUAUUCCAAAUAAGAUCCCACUCUGAUCUUAUAUGGGUGGGCACAUCUUUUUGGGGCCACUGUUCAACCCACUCUGGGGAAACAGGUGUAGGAAGGUGUAGCAGCUUCUCUAGGCUACUAAGCUCUGGUAGCCCAGAUUUACCCCCGUCACAGGGUGUCGAUGAGGGUGAAGGUAAGGUGGCAGCCUUGGCCCAUCUGGUUGGAAGGACAGGGGUUCCCAUGUCAAGGGAGCAGACUCUGGCUUCCACCGGAGGGGUCUGGAACCCAGCUUCUGGGAGGCCCGUGUGUGCUGUGCAUAGACUGGGUUGUCUGAGGGGGCGUCGGCCUGGGUGCCAGCCACUGUGUGGGCCUCUAGUCUACCAGGGCACCCAGUUAGGGCCUUGCUCACCUAGAGGUUCAAGUUCAAGCUCCAGCCAGGCUGCUGAAGGCCUGACACCCAGUGACUCUCCAGUGGCUGCAGCCUGUCCCCACUGUGGCAGGUGGGGGCAGGGAUUCCUAAAAACCAGAUUUAGAGUCCAACAUGGACCUUUCUCAGGUUCUGAGUUUUUUAUUCCCAAUAAGAAACACACGAGAAAUGGCACAUCAGAGGGUCGCCUUUUGAGCCCGGAUCUACCUGCAGGAAUUUAUGCCAAGGCGGAGGACAGCUGAUACCUGCAUAAUGACCUAUAGAAACAGGGUUGCUUAUCAGUUAUCAUAACAAACUGGAAUUGGGAUAAAUCAAAAUGUCCUAAAGCAGACGACUCUAUAUAUAAUAUCCCUGAGGCAAUAUUUGGCAUAUGCUGCUGACUGGUGGCUAUUGACAGGGAGGCUAGAGUGGACUAUGUGGUGGGAAUCCCUUUAAAAAUGUAUUUCAGUGUGGAGGGGAAAAAAAUUGUCGGGAGGUAGCCUGACAAGUUUUAUUCUUUAGGAAUUCCCGAACUGUCUGCCAUGGAUAUUUACUGUUGUAUCAUCAUUUCUCGAGGCUUAAGGAAAAUUCCUUUACAGUGUGGAGGACGGUGGUGACACAUCCUUCAGCCAUGCAUGGGGGAGUUUUUGCAGAAUGAUGCAGAGGGUGGGCGGGCUGCUUGCAAGGGCCCCAGGAGGCUGGUGAUGAUCCAGAGAGCAAAGGAGUGGCUUGGGGAAAAGGCUUUUGGACACCAGCUAGAGCCAUGAUGCCACUAAACACAGGCUUUACCCUGCAAAUAGAGUCCCUUCCACCUCUGGGCUGCCUGACAGGGGCCAGGGCCAAGCUUAUAGCUGGCUGUAGGAGGCAUUGGAAUGCACAGUCUUUUUUUUUUGGGGGGGUACUGGGGAUUGAACUCAGGGGCACUUGACCACUGAGCCCCAUCCCCAGCCCUAUUUUGUAUUUUACUUAGAGAUAGAGUCUCACUGAGUUGCUUAGGGCCUCACUUUUGCUGAGGCUGGUUUUGAACUUGUGAUCCUCCUGCCUGAGCCUCCCGAGCUGCUGGGGUUACAGGUGUGCGCCACUGCACCUGGCAGGAAUGCCCAUUCUGAUGACGCUGACUAUGGCACUAACAAGAGGCUGCUGACUCGUUGUGACACAUGGACACUGGAGUUUGAGGCCGAGGGAAGGUGGCUUUCCUGUGACCUUGAGAAUCCAGCUCACUGUCUGGCCAGCACCCCCAACCUGCCUGACUCUAGAUACCACCGGGAAGAGACAAAGUCCUUCUGUGAGCUGGCAGUGGCCAGUAUGUUAGGUCAUCAGAGAAGGGACUCCCACCUCCCAAAGCACAGGGUACAUAUUGGGAAAGCUCCCAGAGGGGACCAAGCCGGUGGGCUGGACCAUCCAGGUGACCUUGGCACAGUGUGGUGCCCUUACCUGUUCUUAACCUGGGACUUAGCAUAGAGAUGGGGCUGAUUGCUCCCUGAGUUAACAGCCCCAACAGAUGCUCGAUCAGAUUCGAGGAAAUUGAGAGCAGAACAGCAUAGGCUUAUUGUCCUAACAGUGUCCCCUAGGGGCUCCGUCCCCUCCCAGUGCUGGCAUUCUAACUUUCCUUCCUAGGGAGUGCCUCUGGGGGCCUCUGGCCCACCUGCUUGUCAGCCAGGGUGGCUGCGAUGGGCACAGAGAUGGCUCAGAUCCUCUGUCCUGUGGAUGAGCCAUGGCAGGGUUGAGGACCAUGGCCUUGGGGAGCAGGGAGCAGAGCCACAGCUCCUGCCUCCAGGACUGUCUCCUUUGCCUACUGAAUUGGGCUCAGCUGUGGCAUCUGCAACCAAAAGCAGAGGAAAGGACUGGGACACUGGGCCUGGGUGAGGGUGGGGAGGCCAGACUCUCUGGAGGCUCGGAGGUCCAUGUGAGAUCCCCUGACCAGUCCUUGUCUGUGGACUAGCUUAGCUCUAGGAGCCCAGAGCCCUUGAAUGGCUAAGUCCAAAGGCUCCUCCACACCCCACCCUGGGGGUUGCCCGGAGCCACACUAGAAGGGUGGCCCUUUAGAGGAAGGCCAGGAAGGGGAGCAAGGCCCCCCUGCGGAGCCAGGUGUUCACAAGACCCUCCGGCCUUCCCUUCUGGCGGGGAGGGAACUGCAGAGGGCCUCAGGCUCUGCACUGGUGGCCUCAGAUGUGUUGUGUCCCCUCAGCUGUCUGUCUCUGAGACCAGCCCUCUUCGGGGAAGCAGCACAUUAGUUGAAUACCAACAGCCUCCCCUUACUAUUUAUCAAUCUGAGCUCACACAGGAGCCCUGUCUUCAAGCAGGGCGCCUCCCAGGACUCCAGACCCCAGGAAGAAGAUCUGCACAACCAUACCGAGGUUUGGUGUGGUGGGCCCUGUGAGGGGAUGGUGAAUUGUUGCCAGAAUGCUGCCCAAGUCCCUGCAGGGGGCUCCCUGGGGCAUCCUGAACAGCUGGCCUUAGAGGAGCUGAGGGUGGGGCAGGACUAAGGAUCCAUGUGGCCCCCAAGCAGACCAGAGCUGCCCCAUACUCCUCCUUCCUAGGGAGGCGGACUAAAUGGGUGCUUCUGAUUCCCCAGUCUUGGGGUCCCAGAGGCAUCCAGGGGCCCCACUGAGCCUCAUGCCUCUUCCAGUCCUGGAAUAAAUGACCAUGACUGGAGGUCAAUGGAAGCACUACAGCAGGUCCAUAAAUCGAUCCAAAGGGUUCACGUCUUCUCCUUUCACCACAGUCAGUGAACGCCCACCGUCUCCCAGGCAUGGGUACUUGUUGGCCCAUUCCAAGUACCCAUGCUUGGGGGUCAUGGACCUACCAAGUUGCGGCCUGUGCUUCUGAUGCAGUGGGAGGGGUGGUGGGUGAUGAGCAUAAACCCCAGGGGCUGCAUUCAACCCAGUGGUGAUUCAGCCCAGGGGUGGCCUUCUGAAGCCAGAGAGUUCAGCCUUGGGAAAGAAGGUUCCAGAAGGUGAACAAGAGCCCAGGGGGCUGAUGAGGGGCUGUACUCUGCGCUUUUCCUGUCUACCCUUUUCUCACCAAUCCAAAAGGGUGGCUGUCAGGCUUGUCAGGAGCCCACCAACAUGAGAUAAGGCGUUCUCAGCACUGGGCAUGUUGGGUGUGGCGUGGAGAAAGCGCUUCAGCGAAUCAUUAUUACAUGUGACGCCCAGGACAGAUAAAUGAGGGGAAGUGCCAGGGGCAGUGAUGAGGGACUAAGUUGUAGGUCCUAUGUCAGGUCACACCUCCACAUUCAGGACCUCACCUGUCCCACCUGGGGAGUGCUGGCUUGGCGCUGUCGCCUGGAGGUGAAUCCACGAAGCUUCCCCCCCUCGCUGCUUGGCUUUCUAAGAUCUCAGGUCCCGCUCCAGGUAUUUCGGGGAGAACUAGGUCGGCCUCGCAGCUUUCCCAGCGCGGGAUGGCGAGGGAGCGCAGGGAGGGGUGUGGCUCCGCCCUGACUGGCCCUUGUCUCCUCCCUCGGGUUCGGCGGCCCCAGCACACUUUGGACCCGGUCCCGCCUCGGUCCCUGCCCCGCGUGCUGACGUCACGCCGGGACUUCUUCGGUCUUGUUGGCCCAUUCCAAGUACCCACGCUGUCCUCCGGCAGCUUCAGAGAGCGCGGGGCUGCGAGUGACGCUGGCCUGCAGCAGCUCUACGCCUCGGCCUUCACCCCGGCGGAGAGGCUGUUCCUGUCCGAGGCCUACAACCCCCAGAGGACCCUCUUCUGCACACUGCUCAUCCACUCGGCCUUUGACUGGCUGCUGAGCCACCCCGAGGCCCCUGAGGACUUCCAGACGUUCCACACCUCCCUGCAGCACCGGAAGCAGAGCCUGGCUCGGAAGCACAUUUACCUGCAACCAAUAGAUCUGAGUGAGGAGCUGGCAGGAUGCCCCUUGCUGGAUCACCUGCGGAGCUGCGUGGAGGCCUUCUUCCUGGGCUUGAGGGUCAAGUGCCUGCCCUCUGUGGCGGCUGCGUCCAUCCGUUGCUCCUCGCGCCCCAGUCAGGACUCUGGUGAGCGGCAGCUCCACACAGAUGGUAUCCUGUCCUUUUUGAAGAACAACAAGCCAGAUGACGCACUGUGUGUGCUGGGCCUCACGCUGUCUGACCUGUACCCCCACGAGACCUGGAGCUUCACCUUCAGCAAGUCCCUCCCAGGGCAUGAUGUGGGAGUCUGCAGCUUCGCCCGGUUCUCAGGGAAAUUCUCUCAGGUGGGGCCCAAUGACCUUGAUCCAGGUCUGCUUGAGGAGGCAGCAAAUGGCCCUGAGACCCCGCUGCAGGACACAGGCAGGAGCCAUUGCUUCAGUGCCCUGGGGGUGGUACAGUGCUGCAAGGUCACAUGCCACGAACUCUGCCACCUCCUGGGCCUGGGGAGCUGCCGCUGGCUCCGCUGCCUCAUGCAAGGGGCGCUCAGCCUGGAUGAAGCCCUGCGGCGGCCCCCAGACCUCUGCCCCAUCUGCCUGAGGAAGCUGCAGCACGUCCUAGGUUUCCGGCUCGCUGAGAGGUACAAGAGACUCCACGCCUGGACCCAGGCAGCAGCAGGUUCGUGGCCCUGCCAGGAGGCAGGAGAGCCGUCUGUAUCGGAGGACACCCCACCCUUCAGCGCAGACUCUGGCAUGUGCUGUGAGAGCGACUCAGAGCCUGUCACCAGCCUGUCAGAGCCACUCACCCCUGAUGCAUGGAGUCAUGCCUUCCCUGAGGGACCCGAGGAUGGGCAGAGCUCCCUGGUGGCCUCAGAGGCUCUGCCGAAGCUUGAGGGCCCUGUGGAGGCCAUUGAGGAGCACGGACGGUGGCUGGCCACAUGUAUCCAGGCCCUGGAACGAGAAGUGGCCGAGGAGGAGCUCGCGCAGGUGGACAGGGCCGUGGAUGCCCUGGACCCGUGGGAGAUGUUCACAGGGCAACUCCCGGCUACCAGGCAAGACCUGCCCUGUGUCAGGGACAGUGCAGGGCUACGCAAGGCCCUGGGGGACAAGCUCUCCUCCCUGAGGCGGCGGCUGAGCACACGUAGACUCCCCAAGGCCGAGUCCUCCCCCUGCCGCUGGGAGGGGGGGAGUUAGUGCAGCAAGAUGGCCUGUCCCCUGCAGAAAAGUCAGCGCCUGGCGUCUCUCCCCAGGACACCAACUGACCACUGCUGUCCAGCCACCAAGGGCAUGGUGAGCCCAGCAGCACUAACAGAAGCCCUCAGAAGUUGAGGAGGCUGCUUCUAGCUGGCUCCUUGGGUCCCUGUGCCCACUGCUCACCCCAAAGCACAGCCUGGUCCCAGGACCCCCAUGGCGGAGUAGCCUGCAGCCUGGGGAGCACCCCGCCCCUCUCCUGGGUGCGACCGUGGACUGAGGGCCAGGGGGGAGCUGUGCGCUUGUCUUCUCCGUGCAGGCUGGGCUUUGGGCCUGCUGCUCCCCUGGUUACUUCCUGUUGGAGCUUGAAAAGUUAUCCAGGCCAGUGGUGACCCUGGAACAUGGGCCGUGCUGCUGCUAACUGGGCUCCAGGGUCCCCUCAAAGUGGAAGCCAUGGGGUUUUGUUUGUUUUGUCUCUGAGCUUGAGACUCACGGGGGUCUGUCCUUUUGGACCCACACUGCGGGAAGGCAGGUGUCUAACCUGCAGGUUUAAGGGGCAGGAGGGUGGAGUCUCCUUAUGCCCCGAGGUCGCCUGCUGUCACUCAGUGGUGAAAACACACUGCAGCCCCAUUCUCGGGACUGUUUUCUGACCAAAGUGGCUGUGCUGAUAGUGGGCACUAGGCCGCAGUGGUGCCAUGUGGGGUCAGUUUGUACUAGGCCACCAGGUGCCUGUGCUGGUGCCAGCGGGGUGUAGCUCAUGUCUUCGGUGACAUCUUUUUGGCUGGGUCCUAUCCAUUCCUGAGAGCGCUUAGGACAUCGUCCACACGUGGCAUUGUCUGUGUCCCUUUCAAUUUUUUGGUCCCAAGGAUUGAACCCAAGGGUGCUUAACCACUGAGCCACAUCCCAAGCCCUAUUUUAUUUGAGAUGGGGCCUCACUAAAUUGCUUAAGGUCUUUCUAAGUUGCUAAGGCUGGCCUUGAGUCUGUCCUCCUGCCUCAUUUGAUUCCCACCCCCUCAAAGUGACCUUUUUAUCACUAUCAAAUGUCCCAGCCUGAGACAGUAGGAUCCUGCAGAGUGAAGCAGGUGGGGUCCUGGCUUUUCCUCACUGGAAAGAGGCAAGAACAGGAAGCUUAGACAGUUUCGAAUUGUUUCUGAGAAAAAACUACAAAUAUAGACCUAGAGGGAGUCUGAAGCUGCCUUGUGACUGUGACACUACUGUGGGGCAAAGGGCAGGUCCCAGGCCCAGAAAAAUGCAAAGGGUCGAGGCCAUCUGAGCUGGGAAGCAAAGUCACACCUCUGACACAGUAUCGGCACCCUCCCCAGGCCCCCAGGCCAUUCUUGCCAUCUCAUACAGGUGUCCCAUGGUCCAGGUUGUCCUUGCAAUGAGAUGAAGGGACUCACGCUACGGCUCAUGCAGCUGCCUGUGUCUGCGAGCAGGGAGCACAGCUGGGCCUCCACGCCCAGGCCCUGGGAGCCCUCCAUCAGGCCCAGGCUCCCUGGGUAGCUGUGGCCUUCCUAAGGCAGGUGGGGCUCUACCUAAGCCUCAUGUCAGAGCCUCACCCUGCUGGGCAGUCACUGAGGCCCCUGCAGGUCCCUGGGAGGGACACAGACACCACCUCUGAAUGGAGGUGUGGCAAGUUUCUGGAAGGUCGUACCACUUGGGGAAAUAACACUGUGGCCAUCCGUGAGAAGCUGGCCCUGGUCGGUGUUGGUGGCCUGGGUUUCACUAUCAUGAUGGCCACAUGGUCUUACCUGAGGCCACUCUUCUGUCCUCUGCAAGAGGCGAGUUACUGGAGUGUUGGAAGAUUCAAUGGGGAUGACAAAUAGCCAGGUGUGGACGGAGGGCAGGAGGCCAUCAGGGUCAUCAGCCCCUGGCCUUUGGCUCCCAACUGUCAUGAGUCCCAGGAGGGCACGUGGAGGUGGGAGGCAGCAAACCACUAAAGCCAGAAGCUUCA